Messenger RNA from Schizosaccharomyces cryophilus OY26, 1341 nucleotides. Its product is annotated as CAMK protein kinase Ppk27. The transcript has a single exon. The record is from RefSeq and is a predicted model, not a curated record. Bases 57 to 1304 code for a protein of 415 amino acids. Gene Ontology annotation, molecular function: protein serine/threonine kinase activity; ATP binding. Lineage: Eukaryota; Fungi; Ascomycota; Schizosaccharomycetes; Schizosaccharomycetales; Schizosaccharomycetaceae. Gene Ontology annotation, cellular component: nucleus. Gene Ontology annotation, biological process: mitotic DNA damage checkpoint signaling; protein phosphorylation.
UGUAUUCUUACUCCAAUUGUCCGAAUGUCAUAAAAAUAUCAAAAGAAUGUAAUUUAAUGAAUCAGAAUAAAAACUUUUUGGGUAAAAUUGACCAAAAUCAACAAAGGCUUGGUGAAAAACCAAAGCUUUUGCGGUCCAUCAAUUCUUUAAAUACUAGUACGAGGAAUCUCAGCAAGGAGACUUCGAUUGGAGAGUCAAAAGUACAAGGAGAUAAAUCUGCAUCAAGCUGUUCACAUGUUUUUGAACCUAAACAGUUUUGGGAAGUGGCUUCCGUAUUGCAUCCAAGCAAUCAAAAGACGUUUUACUCUCUACCUGUUGGAUCUGAAACUGGAUUUGUUUACAAAAUUGAUCUACAAAGCGAGCUAAAUUGGAUACUUACAAAGCAAUUAUCGUCUGGACUUAACAGGGAGGUCUUCUUGGUUACCAAUUCAAAAACCUCCUCCAUAGGGCACUUAGUAAUAAAGAAACUUUCAUGUGUUUCUAAGUCACAACGUUUGGCUUCUUAUGCGUUCAAAGGAUUUCAACAGGAAAUCCGAGUACUGUGUUCUUUACGACAUCGUGGAAUUGUUCAUCUCAUCAAUUAUUACCUUUCUCCUUUAAAUGGUUUUCUGGCGGAAUCAUUCUAUGAAGGGGGCGACCUCUACGAAUGUACCAAAUACUUUUAUACCGAUUUUUCUCCAGAGUUUGUAGGUAGAAUCUUUGCUGAAAUAGUCCAUGCCGUCGCUUAUUUACACGAUCAACUGCUUGUACAUCGUGACCUAAAGCUGGAAAAUAUUUUAUUGACUAAGAAAUAUGAGGAUCUCAGAGAAGUUAAAGGUUUACAAUUUUACCAACUUCCUUUAAUUAAAGUGUCUGAUUUUGAAUUCUCUAAAUUCGUCGAUAAGGAAAGUCAUAUAGUACAGUCUGAGUGUGGCAGUCAAGAAUACUCAGCACCAGAAAUCUACAUGGGUCUGGCUCACGAUGGAUUUAAAGCUGAUUGCUGGUCGUUGGGUAUUCUCUUAUUUUCAAUGAUAGAAGGCCGUUUGCCUUUUGAUGCUAUACCACCUUUUGAAGAUCCACCUGACAUACGUAUCAAAAGAUAUGUCCAAAGGUUAGUUCGUUUAACUUAUAAUUGGAUUCGAUGUAAACCACCAAAAAAGCAGGAACAUGAACUCAGCGAUAAUUCAGCCUCCUACUCUUUGGAUCUAUGGAUUGAAGCACGCGAUCUAGUUCAAUCUUUGCUUGUGCAUAGGGAUCAUCGCCCAUAUUCUCAAGAAAUAUUAAAAAAUUCAUGGAUACGGAACAGCUUUAGUUGCAAUUCUUAGUCUAAGCACAGAAUAAUAUUUCAUUGAACACUGGAUA